Aplysia californica (California sea hare) is the source of this 2903-nucleotide messenger RNA. RefSeq names its product serine/threonine-protein kinase Nek11. NCBI's taxonomy places the organism in Eukaryota, Metazoa, Mollusca, Gastropoda, Aplysiida, Aplysiidae. Gene Ontology annotation, biological process: protein phosphorylation. The transcript is spliced from 15 exons. Gene Ontology annotation, molecular function: ATP binding; protein kinase activity. The coding region runs from base 219 to 2291 and encodes 690 amino acids. The record is from RefSeq and is a predicted model, not a curated record.
UCGCAUUAUAUUUGAACGACAUCACCCAUGUCGCGGGGUAACAAUGGACGCUACUCUGUUGGAACAAGUCGCCGCAGGGAGACCUGAGAAAUGGUGAUUUUCUCCGCACUAGCCAAACACUGACAACGCUGAGGAAUUGCGAUACGUUAAUCCAAUACACUCUGAGCAAGCAAAACAAAUUUUCAAUGAAGCAAAGUAUUGCACAGUGAAGAUACAUAAUGGCUCCGAGCAGACCCACAAAAGACAGAGAGUCGAAGGAGGCAAGGGUACUUGCAAACAGAUACGAGAUUGUAAAGAAACUUGGGAGUGGCAAUUUUGGAACAGCGUUCUUGUGUAAAGACAGAAAGUGCAAUAAUGAAUUCAAAGUCCUGAAAGAGAUCUCAGUUGGAGAUCUACAGCCAGAUGAAACAGUGGAUGCCAUGCAUGAAGCUAGGCUGCUCUCUAAGCUAGAUCACCCUGGUAUAGUCAAAUUUCAUGACAGCUUUAUUGAUGGGGAAUUUUUUUGCAUCGUCACAGAAUAUUGUGAGGGUGGAGAUCUGGACCAUAAAAUAACAGAGUACAAGAAGAAAGGAAAGUCUUUUGAUGAGAAAACUGUUCUCAAUUGGACCAUACAGCUCAUCCUGGCGGUUCAGUACAUGCACAGCCGACGAGUUCUCCACAGGGAUCUUAAGACGAGGAAUAUCUUCAUCCGGAACAAUAUGAUGAAGAUUGGAGAUUUUGGUAUCUCUCGCAUCUUGAUGGGCACCAUGGACAUGGCCUCUACUUUUACUGGGACUCCGUACUACAUGAGCCCGGAGGUGCUCAAACAUGAAGGCUACAAUUCAAAGUCAGAUGUCUGGUCUAUUGGAUGUAUCAUGUACGAGUUAUGCACCUUGGAGCAUGCCUUCAUUGGGCAAGGCCUCAUGGCAGUCAUGUACAAAAUUGUGGAAAAAGAGCCUCCUGAUUUGCCAAAGAAGUAUUCCAAAGAUAUUGAUGAUGUGUUCAAAAAAAUGCUCAUCAAAGAUCCAGAAAAGCGCCCCUCUGCGACAGAAGUCACCAAAUUUCCUCACGUGGCUCGCCACAUGGCUAAAAUGAAAGAUCUCCUGACUGAUGAGUACAAAACGAAGCACAAUAUCAACCCAGAAACUGCUGACAAAGAAGCAAGUGAACUGGCUGUGCUGCUACGUGAGAAGUCCCGCUUAGAUGACCUUCGAAGCACCGUUGAGAAAUCAAGUGAAGAAGAGGACUCUGACCAGCACAGCUAUCAGGCUGCUGCCAAACCACCAAAGUUAACUGCAAGAGAGAGGAUGAGGCUGAAGAAGAUGCAAGAAGCCGACAAAAGAGCUCAGGAUUUGAAGAAAGCCACGAAGAUCCAGUUGGUUGAGAACACUGAGCGGAGGGAAAAAAUUAAAACCAAUUUUGAAAAAACCACGCUGCCAGCGUGGAAAGGAGGCUACGGGGAAGGAACUCUGCUGAAGGAGGCCAUCACUGUGAGAGAUCCACGGCUGGGUCACCUCUCUCCCAGGGAGUACGGUACACUGCCAGAUCAUCAUUACCAUGGUUACGACAGUUCAGAUGAAGAAGAGAUGACUGUGAAACACUCAACCAUGUAUCGGAGAAAUUCUGAUCGCUCUGGACCAAAGAGCAACACAGUUGGCAGUGAUUACCUGAAGCGGUCACAGUCACAAAAGUCUCCUCGCACACUAACCGACAGGUCAAUGAACUCACUCAGUAUGACUGUUCAGCCUCCACAUGGCGAUGAGCGACCUAUCACUCCGAUGAGAGACCUUAUGGUUUAUGACAGGGAACAUUCUUCUCUGGAUUUUAAGGAUGGUAUUCCUGAGACCCCAGAUCUUGCCAACACUUUUUAUGAGCAGUUCAAUGAAUUUGAUGACGAUGCGGAUGUGGUUGUCGGAGGUGGUGCAAACGACAGUGAUGAGGCGGAGGGAACUCUUGUCGAUGACCCCGGUCAGAAAGAGGAGGAGGACUUUAUCAAUUAUCUGGAGAGAGCUCUUGACAAAGAUGAAGCCGAGUCGACAACAGUGAGUGAUGACUCGGUGCUGGGAGCAUUUGGGCCUCAUGCCAGGGAGACAAAAAUAAAAAAUCUUAAAGGAGAGUGUGUCAAGAUCAUGGGAGAGGAGGAAUUUCAGAAGGCGUACAACUAUCUGCGCUCGGCUCGGACUUCUCAAGAUGGGAAAGAGAAGAGUGAGAAGGAGAUUAUGGAUGGGCUGAGGAAAUACGUGAAAAACCCAUCAGAUUGCUUCAUGGUGGACCAGCUGUUGUUUCUAGAAGAGCAAGCAAAGCUUAGCUAAUCAUAACCUUAACGAAGUGUGUCAAGUUGCCAUUUUCUUAGUUAAUGGUUGCUUUUGCCGCACUGACUCAAAAUAUGAAUGAAGACUGUGUGAGCAAGGAGGUAACUGUGCUGUAAAUCUUUAUGGCUUGCUGUUUUAGUAUAAUGUUAUGAAGCUUCAUAGCGAGUAUUAAUAAAUUCCCAAGACUGGCAGUUACAUGAGUUGUAGAGCUAAGGAAAGGGUGGAUUGAUGUAAAUUCAUGGACCUGACAUAUACACUUAUGGUUUUGAGAGAACGAUGUAUUAUAUUAUUUAGACGGAAAUCUUACAAAGAUUUAUAUAUAGGAAGAAGUGUAGUUAGUAGCUAUUAGUAAAUGGAAUAAUAACCAUACCAACCAUUUGAAAAUGGCCAGUAGGUUUGGGUUUUUUAAUUAUUAUAAAAACAUUUAGACUUAUUGAACACUGUACUUUAGCUCAAUACUAUCAUAGCACAAUUAUUGUAACCUUUCCAUUAAUAGAAUAUACAGAUGUCAAUAUUGUCAAAGGAUUGGGAAGUAUAUUCAUGGGAAUAAUUUUUUUUAACCCUAUCGGUACGUCGUGUUUUACUCUCGUAUCCAUACGACUUGGGGAACUC